Molecule: messenger RNA, 1062 nt
Organism: Micromonas commoda
Lineage: Eukaryota; Viridiplantae; Chlorophyta; Mamiellophyceae; Mamiellales; Mamiellaceae
Gene: HMBS
Product: hydroxymethylbilane synthase
Exons: 3
Coding region: 1-1062 (353 amino acids)
Biological process (GO): heme biosynthetic process
Cellular component (GO): cytoplasm
Molecular function (GO): hydroxymethylbilane synthase activity
Source: RefSeq, a predicted model, not a curated record
AUGCGAGCUCGUUUCUCCGGCUUUAACGCAUCGUUCCCCCUGGUUGCCCGGGGCGUGAGCCGAAAUGUGCGAGACCGUGGAGCUCUGCGUGUCACCGCUGAGGUAGACACGCCCGUCAUUAAGAUUGGCACGCGCGGCAGCCCUCUCGCACUUGCUCAGGCUUACAUGACCCGCGACUUGCUCAAGGCAAGUUUCCCGGAGCUCGGAAACGAUGGCGCCCUUGAAAUAUGUAUCAUCAAGACCACCGGUGACAAGGUCCUCGAUCAGCCCCUCGCUGAUAUUGGAGGCAAGGGUCUGUUCACCAGAGAGCUUGACGUUGCACUUCUUGAUGGGCGCAUUGAUAUUGCUGUUCAUUCGAUGAAAGAUGUCCCCACCUACCUUCCAGAGGGCACUAUCCUGCCCUGCAUGCUUCCCCGAGAAGAUGUGCGAGACGCCUUCAUCUCUGUGAAGUAUGACGACCUAUCGGAAUUACCGGAAGGGUCUCUCGUCGGCACGGCCUCUCUUCGUCGUCAGUCCCAACUCUUGGCCCGAUUCCCUGGGCUGAAAUGUGUUAACUUUCGUGGAAAUGUCCAAUCCCGGAUUCGAAAGCUUCAAGAAGGUGUGGUUGAUUGUACACUGCUAGCCAUUGCAGGACUGAAUCGCAUGGACAUGACUCAACAUGCUACCAAGAUUCUCGAUGUGGAUGUCAUGCUCCCUGCUGUAGCGCAAGGGGCCAUAGGAAUUGCUUGCAGAACUGGUGAUUCUAAACAGAUUACUUAUCUCGAAUCACUAAAUCACGAGGAGACAAGGAUCGCGGUCGAGUGUGAGCGUUCUUUCCUUGCAGCUCUUGAUGGUUCGUGUCGGACUCCAAUUGCUGGAUUUGCACGCAAAGAUGGCGAUAACCUUCGCUUUAACGGACUCGUUGCUGCACUUGAUGGCUCCGAGAUACUCGAAACCUCUCGCGUGACGAAAUGGUCCUAUGCUGAUGCCAUAGCAGCAGGAAAGGAAGCUGGCGCUGAGCUAAAGAAAAAAGCCCCCGCGGAGUUCUUUGCCAACCUCAUAGAGCAUGGAGGCAGCUGGUGA